AAAUACUUUUUUAGGCCAUUUUUUUGUUUAGCUACUAGAAACACCCAGCAUCUGAAACAAGACGUCCCUACGGCCAUGGAAAACACUUUGUUGAUGCGAGUGAGUGUUUUCUCCGACCAGGGAGGUAGGAAAUACAUGGAGGACGUUACCGAGGUUGUAGUGGAGCCCGAGUCCGGGGAAGACGAGCUGAACUCGAACGAACAUGAUGAUAUCAAAGGGGAUAACUCGACGGUGGACAUUAUGCCUGAAAACGAGCAGCCUGAUCGGACUGUACACAACGAGCCUCUAUCUGCCUCCACUACAGUUGCAUGGACACAAAAUGUACAAAAUGGGGACCUAAGUUGUGCUGCAGCUGCACUGGCAGUUUCCACAGUGGAGAGUUCACCGGUCCAGAGCGAUAACCGGACCCAGCGAUCAGUGGCUUUCUUCGCGGUGUUUGAUGGCCACGGAGGCCGAGAGGCAGCGCAGUUCGCACGGGACUAUUUAUGGGAAUUUAUCAAGAAACAGCGGGGGUUUUGGUCCAAGGAUGACGAGGAAGUGUGUGCAGCUAUUCGUAAAGGUUUCGUUGCCUGCCACCAUGCCAUGUGGAAAAAGCUGCCCGAAUGGCCCAAAACACUCACAGGGCUUCCCAGCACCUCGGGCACCACGGCCAGUGUAGUGGUAAUCCGGGGGGACCGAAUGUACGUGGCCCACGUAGGAGACUCUGCCAUAGUGCUGGGGGUCCAGGAUGACCCCUCUGACCAGUUCAUCAGGGCCGUGGAGGUUACACAGGACCACAAGCCUGAGCUUCCCAAGGAGAGGGAGCGCAUCGAAGGGCUGGGGGGCAGGUAAGACUUACUGAUGCAUACUACCCUGGAGGGCAUCGAAGGGCUGUGGGGGCAGGUAAGACUUACUGAUGCAUACUACCCUGGAGGGCAUCGAAGGGCUGUGGGGGCAGGUAAGACUUACUGAUGCAUACUACCCUGGAGGGCAUCGAAGGGCUGUGGGGGCAGGUAAGACUUACUGAUGCAUACUACCCUGGAGGGCAUCGAAGGGCUGUGGGGGCAGGUAAGACUUACUGAUGCAUACUACCCUGGAGGGCAUCGAAGGGCUGUGGGGGCAGGUAAGACUUACUGAUGCAUACUACCCUGGAGGGCAUCGAAGGGCUGUGGGGGCAGGUAAGACUUACUGAUGCAUACUACCCUGGAGGGCAUCGAAGGGCUGGGGGGCAGGUAAGACUUACCGAUGCAUACUACCCUGGAGGGCAUCGAAGGGCUGUGGGGGCAGGUAAGACUUACUGAUGCAUACUACCCUGGAGGGCAUCGAAGGGCUGUGGGGGCAGGUAAGACUUACUGAUGCAUACUACCCUGGAGGGCAUCGAAGGGCUGGGGGGCAGGUAAGACUUACCGAUGCAUACUACCCUGGAGGGCAUCGAAGGGCUGUGGGGGCAGGUAAGACUUACUGAUGCAUACUACCCUGGAGGGCAUCGAAGGGCUGGGGGGCAGGUAAGACUUACUGAUGCAUACUACCCUGGAGGGCAUCGAAGGGCUGUGGGGGCAGGUAAGACUUACCGAUGCAUACUACCCUACUGGGUUAGUUGUCUAGCCAGCCAACUCCACAUUAUUAUAUAUAUACUGUAUUUAUUUAUUUAGCUCCUUUGCACCCCAUU
Salmo salar (Atlantic salmon) is the source of this 1648-nucleotide messenger RNA. The record is from RefSeq and is a predicted model, not a curated record. NCBI's taxonomy places the organism in Eukaryota, Metazoa, Chordata, Actinopteri, Salmoniformes, Salmonidae.